GUUCAAAGGUGGCAACAUUGAAAAUGUUUGGAGUUUCUGGGUGUUUGGAGUUAGUUUAAGUUGUGUUUAGACUAUGAUCUACCUUUUUACUCACAAAUGAUAUUUUACUAUUGCUCAUGAGCUUAUAUGGCGGGGUGAAGUAUAACUGCAGCCUAUUAAACCACAAACUUGGUUUAAAAUGAUCGAAUCUCAUGGCUUGUAAUGGUGUAGUUAGUUUUCAGCGUCAGCAUUAUUCCUAAGUACUUAAGUAAAUACUUAAACACAACGGAGGAACUCUAGGUGGGAUUCACCUUAAUAUUUUGAUCUUCAAUAAAGUUUCGUUUCUAUGUUGUAAGAUUUCUGAUCUGGAUUAUUUAUCAACGUUGACGAGGUUACGUAUGUUAAUAUUGUGCUUAUGCACGUGAUUACUUCAUAGCAAAGUUCAUAAGAAAUGCUGUGCUAGCUGCGUACUGUUUUCAGCGUUAAUUAUCGUAAGUUAAACCUGCGAGUCUAUCCUACAGCUUUUCCCACCUUGAAACAGCUGGAACUCUACUCUUAGUUAUGCAUAUAAGUGACAUAAACUGCAUACAUAUAUUCAACUAAUAAUCUUGGUUUUGUAGCAUUUUUAGGAAUGUAGUGCAUAUGGUCUAAGUUAUCCAUGUAAUUGAAGGGCAGACUAAUCACUUACUGCUUAGUUAGCCAAAAGUUCUGAACAUGAGGUCAUCUGGUCUCAGUUGCAGUUUGGAAAAGAGAGGAGGCUAGGUGGCCUUGAUUAUUCCUGGCAAUAGUAGUCUUUCAGUUGAUUUGAUAGAUUGAGCUUCAAUCACGUGUUGAUGUGGUGAAUUACAUUUGUUUAUGAUUGGAUGGAAAAGUCGAUAGUCAACUGACAAGUAAUUUGUUCUGGGGUUGUGAACUAUUAAUAUUGUCCUCGUAACAUUUGCGCUUCGGAAAAUUAAAAAAAUGGGAGCAUAUCUAAUGCAAAUUUAUCAUUAAGUAGUUUGGAAACUGUGGUCAAGUCGCUACUGGUUCUUCGAUGUGACAAUGGAAAUAGGUUUAGUUUAGCCAGUCGAGCAUCAUACGGGAGCUUUGUUAUCUCAGGAAUCAACUUAUUCUAGGUUUUUUGAACCUUUUCCAUUGGUUCGCUGUCUCUUUUUAGACAGGGACCAGCCGGUUGUAUGUUGUACUUGAGUUUAGGACGCAUGGUACUGUAUACAAAGUCAAAAAGGUUUUAGCGUCGUCAUAGUUAAAGGCCCUACAUAUUGACCAAUUGUUUUUUGUACCGUUCAGUCAUCGAUCGGAGGUUUUCAAAAACGAUCUAGACACAAUGUCCAAAGACAAAAGUAACUGAUGACCAGAAAAAAAGUGAAAAACUGUUAGACUCAAAAGUUCAGACAUGUAUGAAAAAUCCAACGUACUCUAAAGUACGGAUGAUAAGUUGCUUUUGAAAAAACGAUACUCUUAGCGAAUACUUUAAGUGAAAUAAAUUCAACUAAAGCGAAAACAAUAGUUUUGAUGUGUAAUUUAUGAACAAAAUAAUAAUACUAACUCAACCAGGAAAAUAACCACUAUUUUUCCUAAGCACUUCGUAUACUUGCUUUUCGGAGGUUCAAUCUGGCUUGUGCUAACACAUUCUCGUUAUUGGCCCCUAAGCAUACACAAUAAUUCUCGAUGUCAUCAGCAGUUUCUAUAUUUGAACUCAACAAAAAACUGGUGACAAAAGAGAAUUUUACCGAGCAGAUUUUCCUCAGAAACAGUAUUGCAGCGAUACAGCUGGUUCAUAUCACUCACAUAUUCGUUACUUGCUUAGACGCAUGACUGCAAAUUAAGGGUAGUGAAUUUUGUAGUUUGAAUUUUAAAACAAUAACCAAAUAGAAAUUUUUUUAAAACUUGAUGACAUUACUUCACUGAUAGGUAAAGUAAAUUUUUUCUCUUUUACUGAUUUCAUAGACUAAACAAACCAGUAAACGUUAUUGACACAUGAAGCAACGCUUUAUCCAACACUCCUUACCGAAUGAUUUAAUUUUGAAGCUGUACAAAUCAAGCAUGGUUUUGAACCAAGGGGAGAUUUAUUCCUCCCCAAAAUACUUUUAAAGUAAUGAAAACUCAAUAGUUAGUGUAUGAGCACAAUUAGAAAGGAAAACUAGUACGUUUCUAAAUAUACCCCAUAGAUUUGUCAGAAAUUUUUUGUAAUGAAACAAUACAUUGGCUACAAAAGUUUAGUGGUAUCUGAUAUACUGGGUGGCUUCAGGCUAAAGUAAAGCAAGAAGGAUGGCUGAUAUCAAACAAUCCUUUAACUACAGAAGAGUCUUACCCAUCAACUUUGAAUGCUUUACUAGCUUUGAAAAUGUUGUUGUCAUUUUGUUUACUGUAUUUCGGAGAGGCUCCGUUCGAAACAAUCUUAACAGCUUCAAACACUUUCUUUUUAUAAGUUAACUUACUUUUGGUCAGCCUAGGUCACAAGGAAUUACUGUUUUCAAUGUAUUAAAAUGUCUUUUUGUAUCUGGAGCUCAACAUUGUCUACUCACGUUAAAUUUUAGUACCUGGGAAGGGAAAUAAUUGCGUUUAAUUCAUUUAUUUUGGUAAAUCCUACUUUUCCUAAUAUUAGUAAAAGAAAUCACUGGACGAUUUCAGUAGGAUGUUUUUUCUUCUAUGCGUUGUUGAAAAAUACCCUCAGCUCUUGUAAAUAUUACUAUCCUAUCAAUCGGAAUGCAAAAGGACAUAAAACUGGAUGAACUUCAUUUAUAAAAUAAAAUGAUAACAAAUAAGUGAGAAUGUAAUGUAAAAUAGCUCAAGCGCUGUCUGCAAUUCAGUUUUUUAAAGUCUGGGUUCUUAUUAGUUUUAUAUUGUUCACGACCUGUUGAGCAGGAAGAUCUUUAGUUAACGAGGCAGUAUAAAUAAACAAACUGAUGAAUACGAAUUUGUAGUACUCUUGAAUGGGUUAACUGUUGCACUGAUGUGACGUGCAGAGUAAGUGCAUAAACACAUCGACUUUUCUGUGAUCACGUUCCAUCAAAACUCUGACCGAAACUUGUUUAAAACGUUUUGAAAUUAAAAAGUUAGGAAAAUCGUUCAAACCUAGCUUCUCAAAAACUACAUUUUUGAUGACUAACCAUCAAAGUUAAGUCCUAUUUUUUAUAAAUUGAGGAUCUUCGAUUGUGUGGUCAUCAGUAGUGUCAGCAAAUAAACUCUUCAAUGUUUAUCCACCUUUUAAGGUUUGAUGAAGUGAGCAAAAGUCAAUCCGAAACCACCGAAAUCUAGAGGUUAUUCGUAUUAUAUAAGUAUUUUUGUCCAGUCACGUUCAAAUUAAACAGUAAUCUGCACAGAGCGUUCUUAGUCCAUAUAACACUUUAGCUGGAAUACUUAUAUCGUACUCUACUUUUAAUUUACUAAACGUAUAAGAACUUAAACACUGAUGUUAUUAUCGAUUGGGCACCCGGGCAGUAUUUCAGCUCACAUACAAAUCGAAUGACAAAGUGUGGCGAAUAUAUAUUUGGUGCCUUCUUGUAUCACUGUUCACAUGUUUAAAUAAAUAAACGUAUCCAUUAAGCCUUAAGAAUUUUUUCGUAGUAAAAUUAUUUUUAAUACUUGUAAAAACAUCACGAAUAUUUUGGUUUGUGAAAACUCUCUAUUUUUAAUUUAUCAGUGUCUUUUCUUGAGAAUUCAGUUUACUUUGAUUUUCAUCACAACGGAUAAUUUUAACCUAAAAAUAGUGUAUUCGCUGCACCAAAUUCGCCGAAAAAUUUAUAAUUGAAUAAUUUAAUACAGUAAAAUAUUCUAAACUUACUGACGUGUUCAAAAUUCUUAUUUUCAGGCACAAAAUUACUUGUGUAAUAAAAUAUCAGUUCAUUUGAUUCUAAUGAUUUUGCAAAAAAAUAUGAAAACUUUCAUUGUUCAUUACAUUUUUUAACCUCAUCUGCUACUCAAAAAGCUUUAGGCUUGUGAUACUGCUAUUGUUAUAACCUUCCAUCACUAUACAGGAUGAACUUACACAGUAGUUCAUCGAAACAUGACGAACUUCGUGAACAAAUUUUUGAUUACUCCAAUUACUCUUCUACAGAAGAUGAGAACUCUAACUGGAAGCGUUCAACUAGUGAUGCAAGCUUUUUUCUUGACGGACAGCUUCCCAUCGACGAGUGGUAAUGUGACAUUUAAAAUUUUUACAACUAAUCCGUGGUUUCUAUUUUAGCGACACAUCUGGAAAUGUUUCGGAGCAAGCACGAGUUUAUUGGGACUUACCAGAAGCUGUGGAAGCCUCCGUAACACCUAGUUGUGGAUUAGACAGAUCACAACGCAGCUAUGAAGUACGAAAAUUAGAAAAGGUGUCAAGUGGAUCUGCAACAUCACGUGUUCAGGUGCAUCGUGUGCAUUUUCGAGAGCACAACUUACCACCAAUAAUGAGAAAAGAUGGAACGAAUCGUUCACAGUCUACACCAUUUACACCAUUUCAAAAUAUCGACUGUGCACGUUUAUUGAGACAGUUUCAAGAACAGCAGCAACAAAGAGAUUAUAAUCUUGAUUCAACUCGAUUAUUAUCUGUUCAGCAUCGUUCAAAAUCUGAUGCAAAUCAGUCAGUAUCAUCAAGUUCUAAAUUUGUUUUAAAGACUACUGAUCAUCAAUCUGAUCUGACAAAUAACGACGCAAUUAUUAUGGGUAAUAAAGCUAUUAAAAAAGAAUAUAUUAAAGAAUCAACAACAUCAUCAUCAUUAUCAAGUGUUCUUAAUAAUAGAUUUGAUACAUUUAUCAAUCAUACUGAUGAUAAUGUUGAUAAUAAAAUUAUUAAUGAUAUCAAUUCUAAAAGUAAUCACAAUUUUCAAAUGAUUGAACAAAAAAUGAUAUCAGAAAUGGAGAAACUAAGACAUAUUUCGUUGUCACCCUUCACUCUUUCAUCAUCUUCAUCAUUAUCGACCAUCGUACAGCCAUCAGACAAUAUUGCUAAUAUUAUAACAACAAUGACUACAAUACCACAAGAUAACAAUUCCGUACUUUUACGGAACGAAAAAGACAUGAAUCGUUUAAAUGAAGAAUAUAAGACCAUAACCAACUGUGAAUAUUGGUUAAAUAAAGCACGUCAAGCAUGUGAAAAUCAGGCUGAUUUGAAUGUUUUAACUGCCGAUCUUAUAAAACCUGAUGGUCUUUUAGAAACAAUUGCAUCAAGACUUAUCAAACCUAUUGAGUCUACUUCGGAAGCGCCUACUAUUGAUUUUACUCAGAAUAUCCAUGAGCAAUAUUCUCAUAACGAUGAUCCAGAAACAAGUGAACUAUUCACAGAAUCUACAGAUAAUGUAGAUGGGAAACCUGUGAAAUUACUUUCCAGUACAACAUCGGACUUAAAUCUUCCAAAGGUCAAUCAGUAUAAUGAAGCUAACAGACGAGUUGUUAUUGGUUCAGCACGACUACUCAGUCAGAUUUUAUCAGAAAAUCAUUUGCUCAAAAUACUAGAUAAGAAAUUAGUUUCACAAAAGCAUUCUAAUGUUUUGCAUAAAGAUGAGUUUGACAAAGUAGAUAAGUUUAUUAUUCAUAAACAAGAAUGUUCUCCGUGUAACACUUCACCCACCUAUGAUAAUGAUUAUGAAAAAUCAAUUGAUACGAAUGGUACCACAAAAUUAUUAUCUCCCACAGCUUUAUCAUCAACGCAAAAUCCUCUACUGUACAAUGAUAAGUUACCAUCACAUGGGGAUAUAACUAAUUUACUCAAGAAUAUUAUCGGAAAAUGUUGGGAAUACCGUGAAGAUGUAGAUAUCUAUCGUGAAUAUUUGGGAAUCUUAGAACCUUUAUUAAAGCAUACAGAAACAAUGUGUGAUACAGUAGUUGAAAAUGGUGGUCUUCGUAGUUUAAUUUAUGCUUGUCGUUCAAGUGAUCUACCAUCUUUACGUCAUGCAGCUGUUUGUCUAAUGAGUUUAGCACUAUUCGGUGGGAGUGGAAGUCAUAGUGAAAUGAUGCGUCAACAUGCAAUUGAAUGGUUAUUUUGUUUAGCAUUUCAUCAAGAUGAAGUAAUUAAAUAUUUUGCAUGUUUAACUAGUGCUGUACUGUCGACUAAUCCCGAAUUGACAGCUGCAGUAAAUGCUUCUUGUACACUCAACCUAGUGAUGCCUUUUGUACGUUCACAUUCACCCAUAGAAUUUGCUCGUCAACAUUUAGUUGCUGCUUUUCAACACACUUGUAAGAAAAACGCAUCCGAUACUUCAGAGUCACAGACAUCUUUUUCUAACAAUCAGUCAGACAUUGCACAUUAUUGCUGUGAAAAUCAGUAUACAGGGGGGUCGGCCGAUUGGUUAAAACGUUUAGUACCAGUUAUGUUCAGUAAACAGUUUGAACCACGUGUUUUGGUUGCUUUUCAUUUCGCUGUUGAAGCUACACUAAAAUCUGAUAUGAAGUGCAGCCAUGCGUUUUACGAAUCAGAUAUCGUAGAAAUCUUGCGUAAUGUUGUCUGUAGUUCAACUUUUCUUGAGUCGAAAUUCGCAGCAAUGGCCCUACAUAUUUUAGGUGAAGACGUCCCUUGUCGAUUGUCAGCCCAAGUACCGUUAUGGGAUUAUGCUGAAGUUGAAUGCUGGUUGACUCGAAGAGGAUUUGAAGAUUUGGCUAGUAAAUUUUCAAAUCUACGUGUUGAUGGUGAUUUAUUACUUAGAUUAGAUGAAUUCAAAUUAGAGAAGGAUUUAGGACUUGAAAAUGGAAUCACGCGAUCUAGGUUAUUACGUGAAUUAUGCUCUUUGAAGAUUAAUGCAGAUUAUUCAGCUGUUGAUCCAACCGGGAUUUCUGCUUGGCUACGUGAAGCUACACGUAUCACUGCUUUAAAUAAUACGAAUACACCAAGAAAUCCAACGACAUCAGAUUAUGUUGUAAUUAAAAAUGAUUUUCAAUGGACAACGGCUCCUACUAAUGCAUCAGAAUAUACCUCGAAAUAUUGUUAUACACAUGAUUUAUCCUGUUUAAAUCAAUCAUUCGAUCUUCUUCAGUAUGCAUAUAAUUUUAUUUCAGCCGGUGUACAUUAUCCUUUCUUACCUUAUUUAUCAGAUAAAAUGCUUUUAGAAGAUUGUCGCAUUAAAAAUGGAAUACAUCGUAAACGAAUUUUAGAAGCAAUACAAUCUUCCUUAUCAAUACAUAAUCAGUUACGUCUUACAGAUAAUGAUUCUAAAUUAAAUGCUUCAAGUCAUCCAAACAAGUAUAUUGAUAUAUUUAUUUCUUACCGUCGUUCUACUGGUUCUCAACUGGCGAGUUUAUUAAAAGUUCAUUUUCAUUUACGUGGCUAUCGAGUAUUUUUAGAUAUUGAUCGUUUAACUGCUGGGAAAUUUCAUGAAUCACUACUUCAUUCUAUUAGAUCAUCAUAUAAUUUUGUUCUUGUUUUAACACCAAGAGCAUUAGAUAGAUGUUUAAAUGAUAUACAUUGUACAGAUUGGAUACAUAAAGAAGUUGUAUGUGCCUUGGAAAGCGGAUGUAAUAUAAUACCAAUUACUGAUAAUUUUACAUGGCCACCAGCUGAGUCUUUGCCAGAGGAUUUGAGGUCAAUAACAACCUACAAUGCAGUUAAUUGGAUUCAUGAUUAUCAAGAGGCAUGUAUUGAUAAAGUGGAAAAAUUCAUGAUUAAAUCAAUAACUUCAACUCCUUUACCAUGUAAUCAAAUUAAACCAUUUGAAAAAUAAAUUAAUCCUCAUAUUUUUCAUAUUCACCUUACUGUGCAUAUUUUUUAAUCGUCAUUUCCUUCACUUCCUCUUAUAUUCUUUAUGAUUAAUGAUUUAUUUCUCAAAUCUCUAUGUUACUUUUCUCUUCAGAGAAUAUAUUUACCAGCUUAUUUAAUAAUAAUAUUAAGUUAAAAAACAGUUCAUAUAUAUACUUAUAAUUUGACUGAAUUAUACUACUUAUAUGCAUUUAAUAUUUUAUUUUGUUUUUUUUCUUUCCUUUUCUUAUGAUUAUUAUCAUACAGAAUAAUUUAAUCAACCCAUUUUUAUUGAUCUCAUAAUUAUAUUUUAAAAAAGAGAUUUGUUUUUACAUUUUGUUUUGAGUUUGAAAGUCAUUACAUUUGAUAAAUAGAUGAAUAGAUGAAGAUUUACGUGAUAGG
This is a messenger RNA of Schistosoma margrebowiei, 8032 nucleotides long. NCBI's taxonomy places the organism in Eukaryota, Metazoa, Platyhelminthes, Trematoda, Strigeidida, Schistosomatidae. The record is from the annotation of a GenBank genome assembly.